Molecule: messenger RNA, 1101 nt
Organism: Mercurialis annua (annual mercury)
Lineage: Eukaryota; Viridiplantae; Streptophyta; Magnoliopsida; Malpighiales; Euphorbiaceae
Product: DNA replication complex GINS protein SLD5
Exons: 7
Coding region: 285-968 (227 amino acids)
Biological process (GO): DNA-templated DNA replication; double-strand break repair via break-induced replication
Cellular component (GO): GINS complex
Source: RefSeq, a predicted model, not a curated record
CAUAGUUUUUGACAUUGAAAAGCAGACUGAUAAAAGAAGGCAAAGACAUAUAAUCAUCCCCUUCCACUGCUCAGUCCACCGCGGCUGCCACUGCUCAUUCCGCCACCACGCUUCCACUGCUCUUUCUACCCGCAUCCGUUUCCAGUGCUGCGUGUGUCGGCCGCCGCCGGUAUUUGUGCGGCAUGUGCCAUUUCCGCCUCCAUAUUCCUUCCGAUUUCACAGUUUUCCUUCUUCAGGCAGUUUAAAAAAGAAGCAAUCAGAUUGACUUUGAGUAAUCAGUCCAGAUGGCCAAUACUGGAUCUGGAGAGGAAUCAACAAGUCAAGCGAGGAUGAUGGAUGAUUAUGAGUCAUUGAUUUCUACGACUGAUGUUGAGCUCUUGAAACGAGCUUGGCGUAAUGAGAAAGCUGCACCUGAGAUCCUUCAGCAUGAAACUUCUUUGGUUCAGAGAGUUAAAGAACAGAUUGAAUUGGCGGAAGAAAAUGUAGAAAUAUCUGAAACGGACGGUGUAGAUCCUCUAACUGUGUCCCUUUACCAGAUGGACCUAGAUAGGGCCCAGUUUUUGUUGAGAUCAUAUCUCCGUAUUCGAAUCCAGAAGAUUGAGGAAUACUUGUUUCACAUUCAAAAAUCUGAUGAGCAUCGAAACAGGCUUUCUGUGCAGGAGCAGAUGUUUGCAGAAAGGUGCGAGGAUGAUCUCAAAAACCAUUUUGAUGAAACUGUUCUAUCAAAGUUGCCUGAUAAUUAUCAAUCGAGACUUAAACAAUCCAUAACAAGUGAAGAAGAUGACAUGGUGCCAGCACCUAGGCUUGACACAUUUGUUAUUUGCAAAGCCAAUCAGUACCUCUCCGGCAUGGAAUUUGAACCCGAGUACAGUACGGAAAUCACAGAGAUGGAGAGAGACUUGCUUACAUUUGUAUGUUACAAGUUCAUAAAGAAGCCUUUGGAGAAGGGGAAAAUAGAUUUGGUGUAAUCAUUUCUUAGCUCUUAACAUAAAAAAUAGUCAUGUUAUAAUUUAGAAUUUAGCAUUUAGAAUCCCAUGGCAUCUUUUCAUGUAAUUGCAGUUUUGGUGUUUUUAUUUAGUUAAUCUAUGACUUGUGAACCAA